AAAAAAAAAAAAAAAAAACACAUACAUCCGAGUGCAUGUCAAUGGCUGGAGGACAUCUAUAAAUUUGCAAUUGAGUGGGUAGCGAGUUGUGGCUUCCAAACAUGGAGACGGAAUCGAAUCCCUCCUCCUCCUCCUCGGUCAGUCAGCGUCGGGGCCCGCGUCUCGCUCCGCUGCAGACCAACUUCAGUCGACCGGGUCCUCGCUCCUCGCAGCGGCCACGGCCCUCUGAAUAUCCAAGUGCUGGCGAGCCCGUGGAUCGAGUGCCGUUGCACGCCCGCCCCGUCAAAACUCAGUCCUCCAAGACCGGCUUGCGCGGCCUCUUUGGGCGAGACAAGUCGUCGCGAAAGAGCGCCGCCACGGAGGAGACUCUGGCCGAGAUCGAUGCCGGUCAACCUAGAGACACACCGGAUGUCUCUCAUAUCUUGUCGCCGGUCGACUGUGCAACGCCCAAGACCGCCGUUUCCGUCUCGACGGCCAUCCUCUCGCCGCCACUGCCACUGCCACUACCACCACCACCACCCCCGCCGCCGCCAGAGGAACAACAGCAGCAUCGGGAGCAGCAGCAAAAGCUGAGGCCUCCCCGGACGCGAAGUAAAUCUCGGGGGGACAAGACGCCGGCGGGUGAGAUGGGAUGGAAACCACCACCGUUGUUUCAGGCGUACCCGCAAGCCUUCAAGCAUGAUUUCCUGUGGGCGCCAACAUUGAACCUCGAGUCUGUUCUGCGAUCACUACAGAACGAUGAAUCCGGGGAUAAGAAAAAGAAGGAGGGUAAGGAGAAUGGCAAACAUGAUCGGACCCCGUCCGGCAGCAAGAUCGGAUGGGCGCAGAAGAUCUACGUCCUCGCCACGUCCGGGUACAUCUUGCAGUACGCCGGCGAUGGGAAGCACGACCGGUUACCCGAGAAGAUGAUGCAAUUGGGACCCGAAUCCGUUGCCUUUGCCAGCGAUGCGAUCCCCGGCAAACACUAUGUGCUUCAGAUUUCACAGAGCUCCACCGACGAUGUGACCACCGUCCUGGACGGGUCGUCAAAGCCCCUACUCUCGAGAUUCGGCUUUCACCGUACCCCGUCGCGACGGCUGGUCCGCAGCUUCCUCCUCGUCUUCGCCACCGCCGACAAGAUGAACUCGUGGCUCGAAGCGAUCCGCGCCGAGAUCGAGGCCCGCGGCGGGAGAAAGUAUGUCUCGGACAAGUCCCCCGGUGGCAUGGCGGAGUCCUCCUCCUCCCAGCUGCCCCCAUCCCUGCAGAGCAAGCCGAGUCUGCGGCAAAUUGUGGUCAAGGAUCCCAAUCAGUUCCCGGCGCCAAAUAAUACUACUAUGCAGGCAGACGGGAUGAUAGAUCCCCUGUCACGUACCUCGACCGCUCGAUCGCGCCGGUCUUCCUACCAGUCGGUCGAUCGUCGCUCCUGGAGUCUGCCCCCGGAUCAACCUCGAUUGAUUUCCGAACUCGCCCAUCUGGCCAACAACAACAACAACAACAACAACAUCGACAGCAACGUGCGAAAACCGUCAUGGCCAUCACCGUCAGGACCCGGGCCUCUCGUUCCGACCAAUACCAUGGACCAUGUUCCUGAAUCACCACCCGAAGAUUCCCCUCUCUCCCCUCCCCCAAGUCAAUCACAAAGGAUGUCGGUGAUGUAUCAAAGACCGCCGAGCGUGAUGAAUGGAUCUGCCCGACCAUCCCGACCGCAGUCGGUCUACCCGGAAGCCCUGGCGGCGCGUAGCACGUCGCCGCCCGCGCCCAACUUCAGUGUGCCUUCGUUCAGCCGGAAAUUCUCGCUGUGGGCCGAUCAAACCCUCCCGCCCAUACCGCACCCUACCGGUUCCUCCUCCCCGCCCGGUCAUAUCCACGACGAAGCAAACAGGCGACGCAGCCAGGUCGUCCUCGAAGAACCAGAGGAGGAUGUUGAGAGGUCAAUCAUCGGGUCCCCGCCUCUGUCUCCCUGUCGAAGCGUAUCCAGCUUGGGCCGGGAACUCCCCGCGACAUGGACCGAGAAUUCGGCGCGCCGGCCAUUACGGGUCUCGAAUUCUGAAGACUCCCUGGGCGGCGAGUCCCAGAAGAGAGCGCACAACGUUUCGGCUCGGGUGGCACUCGAUAUGGAAUCUCUCGAUUCCAUCGCUGGCGCACGCUUUACCCCGGCUCCCCCUCUUUCUUCUUCCCAACCCCGUCCCUACAGCAUGGUGUUCCGGACACCACGCCCUCAUCCGACUAUCAACAACAGCAGCAGCAACAACACCACCACCACCAACAGCAAUAUACCCAUACCAAACGGUUCGGAGCAAGGGUCACCCUCGUCCCCCCCGCUCAUGCGCGCCGUCAGUCCGCCACAAGGAGGCAUGGCCCGCCGCAAGAGCAUGCCGGGCUUCACCUCCAUCGGACCCCCCGCCGCCCCUCCGCCCAACUGUCCCCUCCCACAACUACCCCCGGACGUCGUCUCUCGGCCGGGCGCUGCCUCGCCAUCUCGAUUCUACAAACCGGCGUCACCUCAAUUCAGCCCAGCACUUGCAGGUACAGGAGGGACAAUUCCUCCGGAUCUAAUGCAGAGGAUGCAGAGUCCGUCCCCGCCGCGUCACACCAGCCUUGUGAAUCAUGUAUAACAUUACAUUUAUAUACAUUCCACGGACGCCAAGGUUAAGACGCCAUCGAUCAUUUCAUGAUUUCCUCUUUCCUUUCUUUUCUCCUGUACAGAUCAAAAAGUGGUUUAUUCCCCUUCCGAGCUUUGAAAGCCUUACCCCGUCUCAGCG
Messenger RNA from Penicilliopsis zonata CBS 506.65, 2741 nucleotides. RefSeq lists its product as hypothetical. Bases 102 to 2594 code for a protein of 830 amino acids. The transcript has a single exon. The record is from RefSeq and is a predicted model, not a curated record. NCBI's taxonomy places the organism in Eukaryota, Fungi, Ascomycota, Eurotiomycetes, Eurotiales, Aspergillaceae.